AACCAUGAAAAUGAGCUUCGGAUCCCAAAGGCGGUAAACCGUGAAGAUGAGGCGGAGGAGGUCCGACAUGCGUCAGGUGCGUGAGAGGGUGCGUAGGGCCGCCAGGAAAGAAUCCGUGCGACAAAAAAGGUUUAUAUAAUUUCCUGUGACAUCCACCAUUGAAAAUGGGAGAUAAGAUUUUCCAUACCUAAAACAAAAAUGGCCAGACUAUGUCAAGCUAGAAGUUCCCCAUUGCCAAGAAUACACAGAUCAACAAGAGAAAAGAAAAAAUGUAGAAAUGCGUCGCGACGCGUUACUCAGACUGCAGGAAAUUUUGAUAUUUGUUCGAAAUAUCCAGGAGGACGCAAUUCAAAUUCCCGUACCGUUACACAGUACCAGUCAAACCUGGAACUAAACGAAUUGUCAAAAUUAUUAGAAGUGACCCGAAAUGUUAAACGAUUGAAAGAAAGGUGGCUGGCAUUAGGUUUCUUUUGUGCACUGGCAUUUAUGCAAUGUUGCAUUUGGAAUACUUGGGGACCGAUAGCAGGUUCAGCCAUGAUGGCAUUUCCUUCUUGGCACAAAAGCCUUGUGGCUCUUCUUUCGAAUUGGGGAUGCAUCACGUAUCUUACGUGCUGUUUUCCAUGCUGUUGGCUUCUAUAUACGAAAGGUUUGCUGAUCCCUAUUCGUCUGGCUGCUAUAUUAUCAAGCCUUGCAACUUUUAUACGAUGCUUGUCUUCGCAGGAAAUUAUUUUCACCACAACAGCGCAUAUCGCGGCAAUUUUAAAUGGUUUGUCUGGAGUAAUAGUAGGUCCAGCAACAGCUCUUGUAUCUGGCAUAUGGUUUCCUAGUGGGGAACGCACCACGGCUACUGGAAUUUCGGCAGCUUUCAAUCAGCUGGGAAUGGCACUGUCGUACUUAAUUGGGCCUGCUAUUGUUGGGAUCCCAGUAUCUAAUGCAACUUACAGGGUAUUUAAUGUUACGGAAAAUAUAGUUUAUGCCAGAAAAAAAUAUUCAGUUCAUUCAAUGCCAAGGAUUGCCAUGGAUUCCGACGCCAUUAAAAUGUUUCCCAAUGCUACGUUUGAUCAUGUCGCUCUACGCGUUCAAAUCAUGUCGUUCAUGAGAAUAGAAAUGAUAGCUCAGUUAUUGGUUCUCUUUGGCGUUCUUUGGCUUUUUCCAAAACAACCUUAUACGACUGUAGAAACUUCUACUACGCAGUCAUCUCACCUUACAGUGUUGGACUCCAUUCUCCGUUUGCUUAACAAUAAAAACAUGUGGCGGUUAUGCCUGGCUGCGGCUUUAAGCCAAGGAGUUACUGGACCCUGGUUAGCAAUGAUUACGAUGACGUUCGGGCCAGCUGUCACUCAAGAUGAGGCGGACAGGCUUGCUUUUUGGACUAUUAUAUGUAGCAGUGUCCUCAGCCUUACAGCAUCCAGAGUCAUGGAUAUAUUUCAAGGACAUCUCAAAAUCGCCAUAUAUACGCUUCUCGCAGUAUCAUCGGCGAUGUUUCUCUGGGUUCUUCUACUCGACAGUCAUAUUCUAUCUUUUCACAAACAUGAACUUUACACUGCAGUGAUCUUGGGUAUUUCCGCCAGCUGGUCGACUCCUGCACUGUUUUUGGAACUGGCAUCCGAGAUUGCAUUUCCCAUUUCUGAAGCUAUCGUUGGCGGUUACAUGAUCUUCCUAGCUAACGUAAUCGGCAGCAUGUUUUACUUUUUGUAUUUUGUGCCAGAAAUGGGAGAACAUUGGUCCAGCUAUUGUGUUUUCGGCAAUCUCACCCUGGCCUUUAUUUUAGUGAUUUACGUGAAGGAGGAAUAUAAUAGGACUAAACUGGAGUAA
Molecule: messenger RNA, 1815 nt
Organism: Cephus cinctus (wheat stem sawfly)
Lineage: Eukaryota; Metazoa; Arthropoda; Insecta; Hymenoptera; Cephidae
Product: disrupted in renal carcinoma protein 2
Exons: 10
Coding region: 199-1815 (538 amino acids)
Cellular component (GO): membrane; intracellular membrane-bounded organelle
Source: RefSeq, a predicted model, not a curated record